AAAGUGUUGCCACCCCUUUGUACACACACACACAUACACAGAGAGAGAGAGAGACUAAAAAAAACUGAGAGAGAGAGUAGAGAGAGAGACAGCGAGAUGUCAUGUGCAGUCGUGUCCCAACUGUAAAGCCGGAGGUAUCUGAGUUCUCUCACGCUCUCCCUCUAAUUAAUGUCAGUAUUCUCUGAUCGAGCGAAGAUGGUGUCUUCGCUCCAGAUUAUGUGGAUGUUCAAGGAUGGGGUGAUUCUGUUCUGUACACCGUUCCUGCUCCUACCGCUGCCUCUACUGAUCGGAACCACGGAGGCAAGAUGUGCCUAUGUGAUUGCUCUGAUGGCAGUGUACUGGUGUACUGAGGUAUUGCCACUAGCGGUGACUGCUCUCCUGCCCGCUGUCCUUUUCCCUCUGUUUGGCAUCAUGGAGUCCAAGCAGGUGUGUAUGCAGUACCUGAAGGACACCAACAUGCUGUUUGUAGGCGGUCUGAUGAUGGCUGUUGCCGUGGAGACAUGGAACCUUCACAAGCGCAUCGCCCUCAGGGUUCUACUUGUUGUGGGGGUGCGUCCUGCCCUUCUGAUGCUAGGGUUCAUGGGUGUGACAGCGUUCCUGUCCAUGUGGAUCAGUAACACAGCCACCACAGCUAUGAUGGUCCCCAUUGUCCAGGCUGUCCUGGAGCAGCUCAACAGCCCACAGAAUGGGAAGAACCCCUUGCCCAUCCCCCAGAGCCAGGAGAAUGGUAUGACUCCUGAGGAAAAACUGGAGAACAGUUCAAACCCACAGGACAAACUUAUCAUCCAGGACAAUCACAUUCCACUGGAGAAACCAGCCACAGAGGAUAAACUGGACUCCCCAGACAAACCAGUUAACCAGGACACCUCUCUGACUGAUGGGAAGCCAGUGGUAGUGUCCAUGGUCUUGAAGGAGGGGACUGAAGCAGAGCAGGUUGGGGAGGAAGAGGAGGAGAAGGAGAGGAUGAAAAUGUGUAAAGGCUUGACGUUGUGUGUGUGUUACGCUGCCAGCAUCGGAGGCACUGCCACUCUCACUGGUACCGGACCCAACCUCGUCCUCACAGGGCAGAUGAGCCAACUCUUCCCUCAGAACGGUGACGUGGUUAACUUUGCCUCGUGGUUCGCCUUUGCCUUCCCCACAAUGCUGCUAAUGCUGACGCUGGCCUGGCUCUGGCUCCAGCUCGUCUUCAUCGGCUUCGAUCUGAAGCGUACGUGGGGCUGUGGUGCUGUGCAGUCAGAGAAAGAACAUGCAGCGUAUGAUUUGAUCCGUGAGGAGCAUCGUCUUCUGGGGCCAGUGUCCUAUGGAGAGUGGAGUGUCCUGGGGCUCUUCAUUCUGCUGGUGGUGCUGUGGUUCACACGAAGCCCAGGCUUCAUCAACGGAUGGGCAACCCACAUCUUCAACACAAAGGCAGAGUUUGUGACUGAUGCAACAGUGGCAGUGUUUGUUGCCGUGCUGUUGUUCGUCUUGCCCUCUGAGCCCCCCCGCUACCUCUGCUUCUGGAGAACACAGAGCUUUGACACAGAGCCCCCCCGCGGCCCCACCCCUGCCCUGCUGACCUGGCAGGUGACCCAGAUGAAGAUGCCCUGGAGCAUUGUACUGCUGCUAGGAGGAGGCUUCGCUCUGGCUAAGGGCAGCGAGGUGUCUGGUCUGUCGCGGUGGCUGGGUGAUCAGAUGAUACCUCUCUGCUCCAUCCCUCCCUGGGCCAUCGCAGUCAUCCUCUGUCUCCUCACCGCCAUCUUCACUGAGUGUGCCAGCAACGUGGCUACCGCUACACUCUUCCUGCCCAUCCUAGCCUCCAUGUCCCAGUCCAUAGGAGUGAACCCACUGUAUGUGAUGGUACCCUGUACCCUCAGUGCCUCCUUUGCCUUCAUGCUGCCUGUCGCCACGCCUCCUAACGCCAUCGUGUUCUCUUAUGGAUACCUGAAGGUGUCGGAUAUGGUUAAGACAGGUAUAGUGAUGAACAUCCUUGGGAUCCUGUGUAUCACUCUGGCCAUUAACAGCUGGGGUAGAGCCAUUUUCAACCUGGACACCUUCCCCUCCUGGGCCAACUCCACCGCUAACAUCACUACAGGAGGAUGAGGUGGGGGACAUGACAGCAUCAUAUGCCCCUGUACUGCAUUACCACUGCUACCGAUGCCAAAAAGGGGAUGAGGGAGGAGGAGGAACGGGGAGUAUUAUCAAGAGACCACUGACAACCCUCACUGGGGCAACAUGGGAACACUGGUUUACUGGUUUAUUAUCAGUGUAUUAUAUACUUAUUUUGUACAGAUAAUAUUAUUAUACUAUAUAGUAAUGAGGGAGCCUUAGAGAACUCGGAUGAUAAAUAACUUGUAAAAGCCAAGACACGCUGUAAUACUGUAACUUAUAUUUGUAUUAAUGGCAAUAUUGUGAUAUCAAUUGAUAUUAAAUAAAUAUAUUAUAUUACAUAAAAUUACAGUGCCUUUGGAAAGUAUUCAGAACCCUUGACUUUUUCC
Salvelinus sp. IW2-2015 is the source of this 2474-nucleotide messenger RNA. The record is from RefSeq and is a predicted model, not a curated record. Lineage: Eukaryota; Metazoa; Chordata; Actinopteri; Salmoniformes; Salmonidae.